AUGAAUCAAAGUAUGGCUUUGGCAUCUCUUACUGCAUCUUAUACCGAUUCAGAGGGCGAAGAAGAUGGUACAGAGCAUGCACACGAGAAUCAAGGGUCUGUUACGUUAACAACUCCAAGUGUUUCACCAGAAAACAAGUCAACGCCAACAUCUCGACCAUCUACACCAAUACCCUCAAAAAUUACUACAAAAGUUGCCAAAUUGGUCUCUUACCAUGAUGAUACUUAUGUAUCCGACGAUGAUGCAGAAGCUGAUGAUUUACACGGGAGUAAAACAAUUGUAAAUAUCAUUGAUAAAGAAAGCACUCUUGUUGCGGAAGUCGACGAAGUUGAAGAUGACGGCAUUCAGCUACCCCCUGAACCACCAGGUCAUUGUUCUGCCGAUCUGCAAGAUAAAAUAUUGAAAUUACAUGAAAAAAUGCAAAACAAUGCAUUAGAUAUGAACGCAUUAAUUCAACAACGUAAAGAUUUUCGUAAUCCCAGCAUAUACGAGAAAUUAAUCCAGUUUUGUGGAAUUAACGAAUUAGGUACAAAUUAUCCACCAGAGAUAUACGAUCCUCUUAGAUGGGGAAAGGAAUCGUUCUACGAAGAACUGGCCAAGGUGCAGAAGAUCGAGAUGGAGAAACGUGAAAAGGAUAGGAAGUCGAAAGUGGAAGUAAUGUCGGGUACCAAAAAACACGACGAAGAUCCCAAAAAAAGAAAAAGUAAAUGGGACCAACCAGGGGGUAACAGUACAUCUUCGCAAACAAUUAAACCGGCCGGGUUGGUGCAGCCCUCUCUUACAAGUAGCGCUACCGGCACGAAAGGCACAGUGAUAUCUGCAUUUGGAUCACUACCUAAGAAACCGAGACCAUAAUGAGUUAGGAAGGGAGAUCAUGAAGUGUUAUAGUUUAUGACGCUGCGGACAUUUGUAGAUUUAUUGUGAAAAAACUAUACGAAUGUGAUUACAUUACAUUACAUGUGAUUAGUAUUUAAGGUUAGUACCUAUUAUUAUAAAUUUGUGAUUAGUAA
Molecule: messenger RNA, 1010 nt
Organism: Photinus pyralis (common eastern firefly)
Lineage: Eukaryota; Metazoa; Arthropoda; Insecta; Coleoptera; Lampyridae
Product: SAP30-binding protein-like
Exons: 2
Coding region: 1-855 (284 amino acids)
Biological process (GO): regulation of DNA-templated transcription
Cellular component (GO): nucleus
Source: RefSeq, a predicted model, not a curated record